This is a messenger RNA of Cydia pomonella (codling moth), 1533 nucleotides long. Its product is annotated as trypsin 3A1-like. The record is from RefSeq and is a predicted model, not a curated record. Gene Ontology annotation, biological process: proteolysis. Gene Ontology annotation, molecular function: serine-type endopeptidase activity. The transcript is spliced from 8 exons. The coding region runs from base 169 to 1458 and encodes 429 amino acids. Lineage: Eukaryota; Metazoa; Arthropoda; Insecta; Lepidoptera; Tortricidae.
GCAACGUCGGGCGGGGUCAGUACUUGGAUGGGUGACCGUUUUUAUAGAUAAUGUUACGGAAACCUUCCUGUGCGAGUCCGACUCGCACUUGGCCGGUUUUUUUAUUUUUACCUUUAGAUGUUUAAAUAUAAUUCAAUUUCACUGUUCGUACUAAGGCAAUAACUUUUUAUGACUCUUUCAACACGGCUUGCCCAAUAUGGAUUUACAAUCAGGUGUGAUUCCGUAGGUAGACGUUGUGAAAUGAUGAGAAUAUGUGGGUUAUUGUGCUUGAUAUUCUUCACUGGGAGUAUAGAUGGCGCGAAGGAAAAGCUGGAAUUUUCGGGCCCCAUAACGGCUGCAGUCCCAGAAGAUCUACGCCGACACCGAAAAGCUGACUUACAACUAUCCAAUGACUCACAGCGACCCAAACCCGACGCACAGAGCCCUCAACCCGACGCACAGCGUUCCCAACCCGAGUUGAAGAGUCUCCAAAUAUCGAUGAAACGUCACAAGCCCGACUCGAAGCGUCACCAAAUUGACUUACAGCGUUACCAAGAUAUGCUGGCGCGGGAUCACCCCUCACACAACAGCAGCCGCCGUCGCCCAAACAAGAAGGACUUCGGUCGCAUCCGCAACCUCCACGACGUGCAGUAUGAAGUUAACAGCCAGUACAUCCGCAGCGGGAACCUGACGGACACGAUCAACUACCCGUACAUGGCGGCCGUGAUGAUCAACGGAAGGCUGUGGUGCGCCGGCGCCAUUGUCGACGUCGGCUGGGUGCUCACGGCGGCACAUUGUCUCAAUUAUGUGUUAUCAGUGCUCUCCGUGAAGCAACUCAAUCGCUACGUAAAAGUCCGCGUCGGCAGCGUGAAACCCCACGAGGGCGGGGAGCUGGUGGACGUCACCGGUGCCGUGAGGCAUCCUAAGUUUGAGGAGGAGCCGGUGCCCCAUGCUGACGUCGCACUGUUGAAGCUACAGAACAACCUUGAAUUCUCGAAAUACGUAAACUUGAUUCGGAUCUAUGACGGAGCCCGCGAGCCGUAUGCGCAGAGCUUCGUCACCGUGGCAGGAUGGGGGGCCACCUCAGGUUCAGAAACAGCGUUCCGCGAGCAGACGUCCAACUUGCUCGUGGCCAGGCUGAAGGUCCGCACUCACAAUUACUGCGAGGAUGCCUACCAGCUGGUGAACGGCUUCCAGUUUGGUGAAGACAUGUUCUGUGCGUCUCUGAGGAACGGGACCAGGGAUGCUUGUCUGUUUGAUGCAGGCGCUCCAGCGGUACAACACAAUGCACUAAUGGGCAUUAUGAGCUUCGGACCAGAGCGCUGUGGAGGCAUGCAGCCUGCGGUCUUCAUCAAGGCUCUAUACUUCAGGGAUUUCGUGAAACACACCAUAGUCGGGUACAAGUCGACCAGCGAACUAAUCGAUGCCAUGAAAGAAGCGGAAAGCGCUCCGCGCCCGCCUCUGAUGGAUAUUCCAUAAGCGCAUAGCAGACUACGUACUUUAGUUUGAAUGUUAUAAUAAUAAACCUGAGCGGAGUUUACUAUGGAGUCGAAA